Acyrthosiphon pisum (pea aphid) is the source of this 1309-nucleotide messenger RNA. RefSeq lists its product as uncharacterized. The transcript has 4 exons. Bases 402 to 962 code for a protein of 186 amino acids. The record is from RefSeq and is a predicted model, not a curated record. Lineage: Eukaryota; Metazoa; Arthropoda; Insecta; Hemiptera; Aphididae.
UCACGUUGAUCGCCUAUUCAAACAAAAUAUUAGUGUUGUUCAAAAAAAAAAAAAACUAAUUUAUACAAUACUUUUUUACAUAACUACGUAGUUUUCCAGAUACUACUUCCGACAUUUAGUUAUUAUAAUUUUUAUGAAGGUUAUAUAAGCUGCAAAGUUGUUUGUGUUGUAAAUUAUUAUUAAUUUGCAUUGUGAAUUACUAACAUAUUAUCGCGAUAACGAUUUAGUCGACAAAACGUCCAUUACAUAGGAGUUUAUAUUUUUCAAAACGAACUCUGGACAACCAGUUCAACAAGAGUAAUAUUGUGUCAGCUAAUAUAACUUCUAUGUUUUAUGCUUUUCGUUUAAGUAUUUUACUCGUAACUGCAUCAUAGUUUAUCACAGAUACUCUCGGGGAAAAAAUGGCCGCGCUAAAAUUUGUUUUGAUUUUGAUCAUUGGAGAUUUCAUCAAACAUGUGAUGAUGUACAAUCCAAUGUUAACGUAUACGUUACGUUUUAAAAAAGCUUCCGUACAACCGAAAAGCUUUGGGAAUUUAACCAUCGACCAAUACAAAGGAACACAAUUCCUUAAUGGAAAUUUUACAAUUCCUUCGACAUCAACAAUCACCAAAAUUGUCGGCAUUUUCUAUCGUUGUGAUUCUGAAGGCAUUAACUGUGAAUACUUUCAAACGUGGACAUUUACAGAUCUCUGCUCUAAAAUGAACCAAGAGAACCAAGUAUGGUCUCGUUGGUACGGUUCUAUUCAUCCACCACUCGUUUGUCCAUUUGAUAAAAUUCAUUACCAAAUGAUAAAUGGAACUUAUGAUAUUGGCGUGGUAGUUGCAUUGUAUCCUCUAGUAACUGAUUACCAAUGGAGAAUUAUUCAAAAGUUCUACGAUAAUGAUACAUAUAUCAGUAGUAUCAUCCUGGAAUUGAUAUAUUUUGGCUACAGGAAAAAAAUCAAGUUUAUUCCAAAACUAUAACAUGUUAUCAAUACAUUUCAAUUCAAUAUAAGCAAAGUUGUAUUAUUUAUUCAUUACCCACUUUAAAAAAAAAAGUGCGUAUUGCGAGUUCGCGCUGGUGAAAUGAAACUUCUUUAGAGAGGGUACGAAAAAUAAAAUCGCCAUGACACACGUUUCUAUAGUUUGUUUUGUAUAAAAAAUAAAAUAUAUCAGAAAGAAUGCAAAAAAAUUGGUUUUUCCGAUCGGAAUUGAACCUGCAACUGUCAUCGGGACGUUUCGCCUUUGUUUAACGAUUACGCCCUUUUUUAUAUACCCUCUGUAAAGAAGUUUCACUUCAAAAAAACUAUAUUAUUCAAAUGUAAAACGGU